AUGGCCACUGUCUCAACCAAGACUGCAACCCCCGUCAUGCCUCCCACUUUCUCCAUGUCUCAGGACCUCUCCGCAAUCAUGACAGCCACAACCCAAAAGCCAGAAAAAAACCGCUCAAUCCUCAUCGACGGCAUGCCUCCCGCGCCGCCUCCAUCACCCGUCGCUUUCAAAGCAAAGGGCUCCUACGAUAAUAUCCCAAGCUUGAAUUUGGAGUAA
Messenger RNA from Penicillium soppii, 216 nucleotides. RefSeq lists its product as uncharacterized. Bases 1 to 216 code for a protein of 71 amino acids. Lineage: Eukaryota; Fungi; Ascomycota; Eurotiomycetes; Eurotiales; Aspergillaceae. The record is from RefSeq and is a predicted model, not a curated record. The transcript has a single exon.